AUGGGAUUAUCCAACGUUGUGCUAAUAGUUGCUGCUGCUAUUUUGCUUGGGUCUAUUAGCUGCACGGCCAAGAACGACACGCCCAGAUUGGUGCCGGAAAUUGCGCCGUAUGAAAGGGAGUACGCGCCCACAACGGCUGGAAAUACAAACCGCGAAGAGAAACAGAUCCUGCGAUUUCUCGAAGUGGCUCGUGUGGCUGAGGGCGACGAAGAAGAGAGAGCCUUGAAUUUUGCUUAUCUGAAGAAUCUGAAGAAUCUGGAGAAGUACAUACCCAAGGCAGAUACACUCAAGGCAGCAAUGAAGGCAGCACAAGCGAAGAAGGCUGCCAAGGCCGCAGAUAAGCUGAAGAAGAACAAUCUCUUUAAACUACCGGGAACUACGGACGAUCAGCUUAUCUCGAAAUUCAGGGAGUGGCGUGCACAGGGAAAAUCUUCGGCCGACGUCACUAAUGGCAUUUUUAAAACGAACGGAAUGAAGCAAAAUGACGCUAUUACGAUCGGCAACCGAUAUCAGGUUUACCUCAACGAUUUUGGCUAA
Molecule: messenger RNA, 537 nt
Organism: Phytophthora nicotianae INRA-310
Lineage: Eukaryota; Oomycota; Peronosporomycetes; Peronosporales; Peronosporaceae
Exons: 1
Coding region: 1-537 (178 amino acids)
Source: RefSeq, a predicted model, not a curated record